Molecule: messenger RNA, 1632 nt
Organism: Miscanthus lutarioriparius
Lineage: Eukaryota; Viridiplantae; Streptophyta; Magnoliopsida; Poales; Poaceae
Source: the annotation of a GenBank genome assembly
AUGCUUCGUGGAGCUGGGCACGGGGGCGGCGAUGCGCGGAGGCGGGCACUGCGCUCGUCGCGGCGGCGGCUGCCGGGGUGGAUCUGGUGGCUUCUCGGGAUCUUCCUCCUCGUUGGGCUCAUGCUCUUCGUCCUGCACCACAACCAGAAGGAGCAGUUCCGGCCGCCCGUCGUGGAUAAUGGUUCAGAGAUCAACGAAGUCCCUCAUGAGAAAGUGAAUUUCUCAGAAGAGCUUUUGAGCAGCACAUCAUUUGCUCGCCAAUUAGCUGAUCAGAUGACUCUAGCAAAGGCAUAUGUCAUCCUUGCAAAAGAGCAUGGUAAUCUUCAGCUUGCAUGGGAGCUUAGUUCACAGAUAAGGAAUUGUCAAAGAUUGCUAUCUGAAGGGGCAGUUAGUGGGAGAGCAAUCACUAAAGUUGAAGCCCAUCCUAUAAUAAGCCGGCUAGCACGGUUGAUAUACAAGGCUCAGGACUCUCACUAUGAUAUCAGCACAACAAUAGUGACAUUGAAGAACCAUGCCCUGGCACUAGAGGAGCGUGCAAAGGCAGCAAUUGUGCAGAGUGCUGAGUUUGGCCAGUUAGCAGCAGAAUCCUUCCCCAAAAAUCUGCACUGUCUAACUGUGAAACUGACAGAGGAGUGGCUUCGGAACCCAAAGCAUAGGAGUCGCUCAGAGGAGAACCGGAAUUCCACACGAUUGGUGGAUAAUAAUCUGUAUCAUUUCUGUAUAUUCUCGGAUAACGUGCUGGCCACUUCAGUUGUUGUCAAUUCUACAGUCUCUAAUGCAAAUCAUCCUCAACAGCUUGUGUUUCAUGUGGUCACCGACAGAAUCCAUUUUGGCGCGAUGUCAACUUGGUUCCUCAUAAAUGACUUCAAAGGUUGUACUGUUGAAGUCCGCUGCAUAGAUGAGUUCUCGUGGUUGAAUGCUUCUUCAUCUCCUCUUGUGAGGCAGCUAUCUGAGGUGGAAACUCAGGGUUACUAUUACUCAGCUGGUUCCAAGAAUCCUGAAAGAGAAAUAAAAUUCCAUAAUCCAAAGUUUGUUUCUCUACUGAACCAUUUACGGUUCUACAUUCCUCAGAUACUUCCCAACUUGGAGAAGGUGGUGUUUCUUGAUGAUGAUGUUGUGGUGCAAAAGGAUCUGACUCAGCUGUUGUCCAUAGAGUUGCAUGGCAAUGUCAUUGGAGCAGUGGAAACUUGUUUAGAGUCGUUUCAUCGGUAUCACAAGUAUCUAAAUUUUUCGCACCCAACCAUCAGCUCCAAGAUUGAUCCACAUACUUGUGGAUGGGCUUUUGGAAUGAACAUUUUUGACUUGAUAGCUUGGAGGAAGGCAAACGCCACAUCAUUGUAUCAUUAUUGGCAAGAGCAAAAUUCUGAUCAAUUGCUCUGGAGAACAGGGACUCUUCCUGCAGGUCUUUUGACAUUUUACGGCCUGAUGGAGCCCCUAGACCGCAGAUGGCAUGUCUUGGGUCUUGGGUAUGAUGUAGACAUAGAUGAUCGUUUGAUUGAGAGUGCUGCUGUUGUGCACUAUAAUGGAAACAUGAAACCCUGGCUGAAGCUGGCAAUUCGCCGUUACAAGUAUAUAUGGGAGCGGUAUGUGAAUAUCUCACACCCGUAUGUUAGAGAGUGUAUGUUGCAUUAG